AUGGGGAUAACUGAUAUACUUUGUCAAGCCUUACAACAACAAUCUCAGGAUAUAGUUAAUGCCAUGUGUUUGGUUGGAACAACAAAGUAUCUUAUUCAAGUAUUGAGAGAAGAUGGUUGGGAUGCAUUAUUUACUGAAGUGAAGAACUUUUGUGAAAAACAUGAUAUUGAAAUUCCUGAUCUCAACGAUGUUCAUUCAACAACAAAAUUUGGACGAUCUCGUCUUCAACAAGGUCAGGUUACAAUAGAGCAUUAUUUUAGAGUUGAAAUAUUUUUUACUGCCAUUGAUCAACAAUUACAAGAGUUGAAUAACAGAUUUAGUGAGCAAGCAAUAGAUUUGUUAACUCUAAGUUGUGCUUUGACUCCUAAGGAUAAUUAUAAAUCUUUUAACAUUGAAAAAAUUUGCACUCUAGUUGAAAAAUAUUACCCUGUGGAUUUCAACAUGCAAGAGAAGAUUAAUUUGAAAUUUCAACUCCAACAUUUCUUGGUUGAUGCUCGUCAAGAUUUAAAUUUGAAUAAUUUAUCAACUAUCCAAGAAUUGUGCUCAUGUUUGGUUGCAACUGAAAAGACGCAAAAUUUCUACUUGAUUGAUAGACUACUUCGUCUUAUCAUGACUCUUUCGGUUUCUACUGCCACAACUGAAAGAUAUUUUUCAGCAAUGAAAAUUAUUAAAUCAAGGUUAAGAAACAAGAUGGAAGAUGACUUUUUAGCAUAUACCAUGACGAUUUAUAUUGAAAGGGAAAUUGUUGCAAGUAUCACUUCUGAGUCUAUUAUUGAUGAUUUCAAGUUAAUUAAAGAGCGUAGAGCAUUACUUUAA
Messenger RNA from Cicer arietinum (chickpea), 816 nucleotides. RefSeq lists its product as uncharacterized. Gene Ontology annotation, molecular function: protein dimerization activity. The record is from RefSeq and is a predicted model, not a curated record. Lineage: Eukaryota; Viridiplantae; Streptophyta; Magnoliopsida; Fabales; Fabaceae.